This is a messenger RNA of Coffea arabica (coffee), 905 nucleotides long. Its product is annotated as non-specific lipid transfer protein GPI-anchored 5-like. The record is from RefSeq and is a predicted model, not a curated record. Gene Ontology annotation, biological process: lipid transport. Gene Ontology annotation, molecular function: lipid binding. Lineage: Eukaryota; Viridiplantae; Streptophyta; Magnoliopsida; Gentianales; Rubiaceae.
ACAAUCAACACACCUUGAUUUCAAGCCUAACUGCUUAAACCAUUUUCUCCCUAAUUUUCCUGGAAGAAGUUGACACAAUAUUCAUCAUGGCAUCGAAAAGAACUGAGACGUGCUUGGUCCUGGUUCUGGUGCUCAUGCUAUCGCUGUGGAGUGGAGCAAAAGCUCAAUCAGUUUCAAGCUGCGCUAGCACACUCGUGGGCUUGUCCCCAUGUCUAAGUUAUGUCACCGGAAAUUCAUCAACACCAUCUCCAGCGUGUUGUACACAGCUUGCCGGCGUGGUUCAAUCGGCCCCGCGUUGCCUUUGUACUCUGACCAAUGGAGCCAGCAAUUUUAUGGGUCUCAAUAUCAAUCAAACUCUUGCCCUCGCACUUCCUGGAGCCUGCAACGUGCGAACCCCUCCAAUUAGCCAGUGCAAUUCUGCUGCUAAUGGACCAGCAAGCUCUCCAGCAAGUUCGCCAGCGGCUGCCCCUGCGGCAACCUCUCCAGCAAGUCCUUCAGCGGAAGCUCCUAAGACAACCCCGGAGAGUCCAACCACACUUCCGGCAAAUCCAACUACAGCUCCUCCCCUUCCUUCAGGAACAGCAUCAAAGGCAGUCCCAGCAGCCCCUGGAAGCACAUCUGAUGGAAGCCUCGUGAAGCCAGCUCUUUUCCUCCUCCUCGCUGCAUUGGCUUCAACUGCUGUCUUCGAUUUGUGAACUUCUUAAUUGCGGACUUGAUUCAUUCUCGAUCUGUUAUUGCUAAUGAGCGGCCCCAUCCCCCCAUCUUUCCAGCUGACCAAGUGGUGGUUAUUUAUAGUAAUUUCUUCUCCUCUGGCCUAGAGGCCACUUCGGGGUUACCUAUUUGUAAUUGCUGCUUAUUUCUAUGGAAUUUCACGAAAUUUGUUGUGUGUUGAAUGAAUAAAAGAA